GCAGAUAACAUCAGUCAGCCAGUGACAAUAUACAUAUUCCCGUACGUCCCGUUUUUGCAAUUUUCGACUGAUUUGUUUUUAUUGUUUAUAAUUAUUGAUUUCAUUGGUAGCAGAUAGAUUUUCUAUCGAAAGGAACGUUUAACACAGAAUAACGACAGAAAUUGAAAAUCUGCUGGCUGGAAGAACGGUGUCAACGUUACGAGGAAGGAAGUGGAAUGCCGAGACUGUACGAUGAUGAUGAAGCACGAAGGCCGAUCCUGGAACAAGACACGGAUAACGAGGAUCCGCCGAAUGGGCUCCGGGGGAGAAUUUUGCACCAAUCCGACGACGAUGAGCUGAGACAGGAACAGCCCGGCUGUGGGUCGAGUGUGUGUUGCAAUCCCACUUCCGCUCUGCACAGGUUCAUAGCCCUGAUUCUGAUGUGUCUGGUCGGAUUCGGAUCGUACUUCUGCUACGAUAACCCGGGAGCACUGCAGGACAAGUUCAAGUCGGAUCUGGAUCUAACGACAACACAGUUUGUGUGGCUAUAUUCGAUUUACUCGUGGCCGAACGUGAUACUUUGCUUUAUCGGUGGUUUUCUGAUCGAUCGGGUGUUUGGCAUCCGGCUGGGGACGAUCAUCUACAUGUUUAUCUUACUAAUUGGUCAGUUAGUUUUUGCCACCGGAGGACUGAUUAAUCAGUUCUGGCUGAUGAUACUUGGACGGUUUCUUUUUGGAAUUGGUGCGGAAUCGUUGGCGGUUGCACAGAACAAUUAUGCUGUACUUUGGUUCAAGGGCAAAGAGUUGAAUAUGGUCUUCGGACUGCAGUUGUCGUUUGCCCGUGUGGGUAGUACGGUUAACUUUUUGGUAAUGGUUCCGGUUUACAACUACGUCCGAAGUAUGGGCUACAAGGGACACCAAUGCACGGGGGUGGUACUUUUGAUGGCUACACUAACCUGUGUUAUGUCGAUGCUCUGCGCGCUGAUACUAGGUUGGAUGGAUAAACGAGCUGCUAGGAUCCUUCAGCGAAACGACAACCCACCGGAUGGAGAAGUGGUCAAACUUUCCGACAUCAAAACGUUUAAAAUUAGCUUCUGGAUGGUGACGGUUAUCUGUGUCGCUUACUACGUGGCCAUUUUCCCAUUUAUUGCGCUAGGAAAGGUAUUUUUCAUGCGAAAGUUUGACUUUUCCCCUGAGGACGCAAACACGGUCAAUUCCAUUGUGUACAUUGUUGCUGGCGUGGCGAGUCCAGUGUUUGGGCUGUUGGUCGAUCGCACCGGAAAGAAUGUUCUGUGGGUAUGCGUGUCGAUUGUUGUGACAAUGAUAGCACAUGGUUUGCUGACGUUCACGUUCUACAAUCCGUACGUGGCGAUGAUUACAAUGGGAAUGGCUUACUCGAUGCUGGCCAGCAGUCUAUGGCCACUGGUGGCACUGAUAGUGCCGGAGUACAAACUCGGAACGGCCUAUGGAAUCUGCCAAUCGGUACAAAAUCUAGGCCUGGCGGUGAUUUCCAUGAUUUCCGGAUUGAUUGUCGAUAAGGGAGGCUACUUCAUGCUGGAAAUUUUCUUCAUAGGUUGGCUAGUCAUUUCCCUUUUGGCGACCAUCGUCAUUUGGUUGUACGAUGCGAACGAUAGUGGAACCUUGAACAUGACUCCGGCGGAACGUCAACUUUACGCUAACAAACUCCUACGGGAGGACACCAGGGGUCGUUCCUCACUGGACAACAUCCUGUCGGUGGCCCCGGAGGGUUCACUGAAUGCCGAUCACGAGGAGCAACUGUUCUCAACAGCAGCAGCAGCAGCAGCAGCAGCAGCAGCUCCGGAAUCCAUUCGAAAUCGGUACGUCAGUCGGGUGCUGGACGGUGCCAACCAGAGUGACUCGGAGCCGCUGAUCGAGUGAGACGACUAGCUAGACUAGCACUCGGGAGAGGUAUUUUGUAUUAGCAAAGUGAUUUCGAAGCCAUUCCGCCGGCAGGGAGCGUUUGAUCGGUUUCGUGUUUUUCUGUUUUUGUGAUUCUUCGUUGUUUCAGUGUCGGACGGGAGCUGAACAAAUUUAUCUACAUGUCUUGAUUAUGAUGCAAAUCAAAAGAUAUAUUUUAUAGGUUUAGACACAUUUAGAAAAAGAAAACUGUUUAGGUUUAGCAUCGAUUAUGUUUAGCACAAUUUACAAUAGUGAUAGGAGAAAGUGAAAAUCAAACCGAAAAUCUAUGAGUGUAUACAAACUAAUUGUUAAUCCAAUAAUCGUGUUAAAAAGUAUUCGGAGAUAUUUUCAGAAUAAAAUAACAAAAGAUAGAUGUUUCUAAUUGUUAUCAGUAUAGUCUGGAUAAGUGUAUAUUUUACUAGCAGAGUGUAGUCGUUAUUUCGAUGGGAUUUUUUAUUAGCAUGUAACUAGAAAUGAGGGAAUAUGAUUAAAGUGCUUUCGAGAAGAAAAACUGCUCUUGAGCUCGAUUUGGCCAUAAAUAUCGAAAUUGAUCCAUUAAAUAUCACAAUGAGCGGAAAUAUGCAUUUGAGACCUUCUUAAAAGCACUGAUAUUAAACGUAAGAUUGACUUAUCAUAUACACCUAAAUAAACAUGAAAACAUAUCCUACCCGAGAAGAAAAACAUCUCAAGCUGUACAUGAAAUUGUUUAAUCUAGUAUUCGUAACAAUACAAAAACCGACAGAAUACUGAAUGCCAAAUUCAAUUACCUAGUUAUUGCUGAAUGUUUAGCCGAUACAAGGCUCGAUAACAAAGACAGAUGAUUAAGCUCCAUAGAAGCAUAGUUUGAACGAAACUGACAUCCGAUCAAAUCUGAAUACUUUGGAAAAUGAGAACUACUUUCGCGAUAUACUGUAUAAUGAGGAUAAAUUUGAAAAUACAAGCUGUACAAGCAUGAA
This is a messenger RNA of Topomyia yanbarensis, 2854 nucleotides long. Its product is annotated as major facilitator superfamily domain-containing protein 1-like. The coding region runs from base 216 to 1877 and encodes 553 amino acids. The transcript is spliced from 7 exons. Gene Ontology annotation, biological process: transmembrane transport. Lineage: Eukaryota; Metazoa; Arthropoda; Insecta; Diptera; Culicidae. Gene Ontology annotation, molecular function: transmembrane transporter activity. Gene Ontology annotation, cellular component: lysosome. The record is from RefSeq and is a predicted model, not a curated record.